CUCGGUUUAGCAACGAGAAUAGCUUCAAAAUGGCGACUGGAGGUGCAGAGGGGUUUUCAAAGGUUUAAUUUUUAGGGAUAUUAUUUCAUUUUCUGCAUAGUAUUUCGAACCAAACUCAUUUUUAGAGAUGUCGAUGAUUGCAAAAAAUCGAAUAAAAAGUUCAUGGACUCCGCUGAGUAACGAGGACACAAAUAACAAGAUUUUUGAAGAGAGAUUUUCAUUGUUGGGAAAAUGGUAUGACAAAUGGACAGAUGAACAAAGAAGGAGAGUUUUAGAGGACCUACUAAACAAAUCUAAAAUAAAACAACUGAAAUAUGUACAAGAUAUCGUAAAUGAAAAAGUACCAUGUAUUCGUGAAGACUUUACCAGAGAACUUCCUAAAAUUUUGUCCAUUUAUAUCUUCUCUUUUUUGGAUCCAAGAAGUUUAAGUCGUUGUGCAAGGGUGAGCUGGUACUGGAAAACUCUUUCUGAAACGGAUUCUCUAUGGAUGCCUAAAUGUCUUCGAUUUGGCUGGUUUCUGCCAUUUACCCCUAGUCCUUAUGAAGUUGGUGUUUGGAAGAGAAAUUACAUUGAAAAUAUAAAAUACAUCCAUGUGCUAAGACCACGGGAUCCAACACUGAUGCUUGAGAAUCUGCAGCUGGAGACGGAGAGAAAGCGAGUGAAGUCAGCCAGAGCCAGUAAAGACAAAGACAAAAAGAUUCCAUGGAGAGGUUCAGACCCUAAACCAAAGGACACAUGGCGUAACAAUGUCCUAGAUAAUGACGAUGUUGUGGACAGUGUCAAAAAGAGACGAGACAGAGGUUACUAUGGUUAUGAAGCAGAUGAGAUUGCAAAGAAUGCCAGGAGCAAAAUUAAAACAGGAACCAAUGUUAUGAACCAAACUAGGAAAUCCCAGUCAUUAUCUCAAUUGUAUAGCGAGGAUUCAACAAUUGGACAGCGACCUCAGUGGGCGACCAUGACCUCACCCUACGUGUCAUUUGAGGCCAAGGUCUUAGACAAGAAUAAGCGCAACAUAAGUCCAACUCGCAAUAACACAAACUCUACACACACAUUUUCACCGAUUAAAUCUGGCUCAAGACCUGUCACAGCAAGAUCAGAACGAGAUCCUCCCACUGCCAGAUUGUUCCCCGAGAAGCCAUGGACAGUUCCAGAUGAAAUGGACUCUGAAGAGGAAAUAUAGAAUAUCCCGGUCUAUGUCUUCAGAAUUUGGACAUUUCAUAUAUAUCCAUAUGUUUUUGUCAAAAUCAAUGUCAUACAUAUAUGGGCAAGAAGAAAGGAUUCGUGUAUUGGAUUGUUUGUGGAGAGAGAACCUAGAUAAGAUGUUCAUAUGUAUGUGAAUUAUCGAAAUUAAGUGUAAUUUUACAACUUGAGGAAGUGUGUAAAAUAUUAUUUUUAUGUAGAUCUUCCAGGAUGUAGAUGUCACUGUUACUGCGGGUUAGUAGAUUAGUUUAAAGCUGUUUCUGAUUUAUUAGUCCUUUUAUUAUGAUAUUUAUUUUUAUGUAGUACAAAUGUACUUGUAUUUAUUGUCUGUGUUACAAAAACAUUCCAUCCACAGCAUACCGUCCAAUGUAAUAUGUACACAUUGUCCCACACUUAAGUGUAAAGUCAAUUUCUUUUAAUUUCUUAUAAUAGUAUAACCCUACAUAAAUUUUGGGUCACAAUUUAUAUCAAGGAUAGAAAAACACUGCUUAUUCCACAGCUCGUCUUUUUUAUGGUGAACAAACAUAUGUUUUAUAAAUCUAUAUUUAGUACAUGUAUGUAUAAUUACACUGUGCUUCUAGCUCUGGCAAAGAGCUAUUCGUGUAUUACUAAUUUACUUAGAAUAUGAUGUAGAUCGUUGAACUUCAGAUAUUUGGUAUGAAUUAAUGAUAUACAUGUAAUGAUAUACAGAUAUGAUAUACAGAUGCUGAAACAUGUAUUUAGUCUGGGGGAUUUUUUUGCUAAUAGUUUUUUUUUUAAGGGUUUUGUUCUUUCUUUAUGAACUAUAAAUAAGGUCAACUUAUGGAUAAUUUUAGAAAUUUUUGUUUUUCCCAAAUGAAAUCUCAUGGAUUUAUUUAUCUUUUUAAAUUACCUUGAUAAAGUUUUGAUAAUUUUUUUCUCUCUAUUUUGAUAGACGUUCCUCAAAAAAUUUUUCUAAACGUUAUUUAUUUUAAAUUUGUAUGUACUGGUAUAUGAUGUUUGACCUUACAACUGUUAUAAAAUUAUGGUUUCUGUAAAUUUAUAUAUGUAUAAGUGUAUGUAAAUGAGCCUCUACGAUUUUGAUAUUACAUAAAUAUACAAUGUUGCAUGAAUGUUGUUGGAAUUAAAUGCUUUAGUACAGAUUCA
This is a messenger RNA of Magallana angulata, 2325 nucleotides long. RefSeq names its product F-box only protein 16-like. The record is from RefSeq and is a predicted model, not a curated record. Gene Ontology annotation, molecular function: protein binding. The transcript has 8 exons. Lineage: Eukaryota; Metazoa; Mollusca; Bivalvia; Ostreida; Ostreidae. The coding region runs from base 128 to 1180 and encodes 350 amino acids.